Molecule: messenger RNA, 2265 nt
Organism: Penicillium daleae
Lineage: Eukaryota; Fungi; Ascomycota; Eurotiomycetes; Eurotiales; Aspergillaceae
Exons: 1
Coding region: 1-2265 (754 amino acids)
Source: RefSeq, a predicted model, not a curated record
AUGGCGCCUCGGGAUCGCUCCCCGGUGCAUGUGCCUCUACGAACAUCCAGUCGAACUCACGUCAAGACCGGAGCCAUGGAGAAACGUGACGACGUUGGUUACAUCGAGCGGAAAACCUCCAAGGCGCAGCGCAUCUUGGGGACCGACUUGCCGCUCCCCAAUCCACAAGGCGGAUGGGAGAAACCGCAAAAAUCUCGUCGACAGAGUCUCCGGACCCCCGACAGCAGCUCCAGACAGUCGGACCAGCAUUCGGGAUUCGCAGCAUUCCCUUCGUCUCGAGACUCGAUAGCCCCGCCUCCCAACCUCCGCGUUCGUGCUUCGUCGCCUCUGCUCGGCCACAAUUAUCAAUCUCAAGAAUCUGUACCGCCAAUGCCCAAGCACUCAAAGAGGGUCCACCAAUCCGGGUCUUCGUCCACUUUGUUCUCCUAUUUCAGCUCCAAAGAAUCAACCAAAUCAAACUCGAAAUCCAACCCGACUACCCCCAAACAACAGAGCCUCCAACCCCAUGUCCGUCAUGAACUAGGGCUAGACCCCCAAGUGACCUACAAACAAUCUCGCAGCGCGGCAAAGGAACAAGAGAAGGAUAAGGACUCCAAACGCAAGCUGCGGCCUCCCCGCAUUGAUCUAUCGAUCCUCUUCCCGAAACCUCGAAAUAAUGCCCCUCCGCUGCUGUCACCCCAUCGUAUGACCAAGUCGCCUUCCCCGGUCCCCACUGUCGUUUCAGAUUAUCCCUCCAACCGGAUGGACCGAGGUGGAAUUGUCUCCUCGGCGAAGAAGUUUGGAGAACCCCUGUCCCAGCGAACCUCGGUCAUUCCAAAUGAAGGCCCCAAGCAGAAUGGUGACCGCUCCGAUCUGCUCUCAAUUCCCGAAUCUAAAGAUGGCGAGUGGUAUGACCAUCCGCUGGAGCGGACUGUGGGGACCAGCGAGAUUGAUCUUGCCUUGGACCGAUACGCUGGGCGGCGGUCGUUGUUCAGUCGCUCUAGUGUUUAUACGGCCAGUCGAGAGAAAUUGAAACCCGAUACCCAUCGUCCUGCGGAAAUGGGAAUCGCGGCUCGCAGGGGCCAAACCCCGGCUGCCAUCCAACCCAAGGAUAUGUACUUGAUGCCGACGACACAACCAGCGGAGACAACUCGCCAUCGCGCCUUGACGACCGAAUCAAGCACGUCGCGUGGUGGGAAGAGUGCGGUUAGCAAGAAGAGCAGCAAGAGCACGCUGAGAAACAAGGACCUCCAGAAUUCCAGUGUGCUUUGUCUCUCUUCGUCGGAAGAUGAGGAUGAAGAGGACGUGGAGACACCGACGAACCAGCAAGGCAAGGCCACCAAAGACUCCCGCCGAAGCAGCGUGGCCACAUACGGUGAAUACGAACCGGAGAUCUAUACCGCACGCGCUGUGCAGGCUGCCACUGUCAAGAAGGUCAACCGGGCGCCGUCGACUAGCAGCCGAGGGUCUCAUCCAACAAAUGCACCUAGCCAGUCAAAUCGCAGACAUACGUCCAUCGCCUCUACCGGCAAGUCGUCGACGACCACUCGACGCACCGCGAAUUCCAAGCGGUCUAGCCACAUCCCUAUCAUCGCCGAACCCGAUAUUCUCAACCAGUUCCCUCAACAGCCACUGCGUUCGCCUCAGGAAUUAAAGGAGAUGAACCGACGAAGCAGAGUCAUCGCCGUGACCCGCCAGGAGCAGGAUCUCCUCGAGGCGAUGCGUCAGCGCAAAGGCAAGAUCACACCCAGCAUCUUCCAGUACAACAGCGGUGCGCCAGAAACCGAUCGUAAUUCAAUGGUCUCGGGCCCGUCGCGAGACUCGUUCUGCGGCUCCGACACGUCCUUCCUGCGCCUCAGCGCUGCGUUCCCGCCCUUCCACGCGCGGACAGACCAAGGUGCAACUCACAUGGACAAAAAAGCUUCUCCCUCGCAGAGUUCGGGUUCUGAUACUGAACAGAAAAUUGGUAAUCCGAUGGCCUCGCCCCAGUUCAGUACGGGCUAUUCCGAAAGUCUUCCAUCGCCCGCCACGAGCGGCGCUUCACCCCUUACGCCAACCCUCCCUAUCCAUCGAUUCUCACCGCUGCCCUCGCCGAAGCCUCCUCCCCGUGGUCCUCCCCCCGCCAUCCCGGAGGACCAGAAGCGGCAUUCCCGCCGUCGCACCGAUAGCAGCGAGGCAAUUAUGCUGCACGACAAUGGUGAGCCGCAGCGCAAGCACGACCUUCCCCUCUGGGCAUUCGACUUUGACUGGAAACACGACCGGGCGAGUGUGGCCCCCGUGUAUUAG